Saccharomyces mikatae IFO 1815 is the source of this 1890-nucleotide messenger RNA. It is a transcript of the gene PRP39, whose product is annotated as Prp39p. Gene Ontology annotation, cellular component: commitment complex; U2-type prespliceosome; U1 snRNP. Gene Ontology annotation, molecular function: protein binding. Gene Ontology annotation, biological process: mRNA 5'-splice site recognition; RNA processing. The record is from RefSeq and is a predicted model, not a curated record. The coding region runs from base 1 to 1890 and encodes 629 amino acids. The transcript has a single exon. Lineage: Eukaryota; Fungi; Ascomycota; Saccharomycetes; Saccharomycetales; Saccharomycetaceae.
AUGUCAGAUGAAACACACUUUACAAUAGAAGAAAUUGAGCCUAGGCGUGAUGCCCUUCGAGGUCUAGACACCCUGUUUCUUCAAGAUAAUGAAGCACUGGUACAGGCCUAUCGUGAUUUGGACUGGUCCAAUAUUCACUCGUUGACCCAAAUGGUGGAUACUAUAGAGCAAACAGUAGUGAAAUAUGGUGAUCCUAACGAUUCAAUUAAAUUGGCUUUGGAGACUAUUCUGUGGCAAAUAUUGCGCAAGUACCCUCUAUUAUUUGGAUUUUGGAAGAGAUUCACCACUAUUGAGUACCAGUUGUUUGGUCUCAAAAAAUCGAUUGCUGUUCUCGCCACUUCAGUGAAAUGGUUCCCAACUUCUCUGGAGUUAUGGUGUGACUAUUUAAAUGUGCUGUGCGUUAAUAACCCGAAUGAAAAGGACUUUAUUAGAAAAAACUUUCAAAUCGCCAAAGGCCUUAUUGGUAAGCAGUUUUUGUCACAUCCGUUUUGGGAUAAGUUUAUAGAGUUUGAAGUUGGACAAGAGAAUUGGGAUGACGUCCAAAAAAUAUACGAAUAUAUCAUUGAAAUUCCUCUUCAUCAGUAUGCAAGAUUUUUUACAGCUUACAAGAAGUUUCUAAAUGAAAAGAACCUGGAAACAACUAGAAAUAUUGAUAUAGUCUUGAAAAGGACACAAACAAUUGUGAAUGAGAUUUGGCAGUUUGAAUCAAAGAUCAAACAGCCGUUCUUUAACCUGGGCGAAGUUUUAAAUGGUGAUUUGGAAAAUUGGUCAAAAUAUCUGAAAUUUGUAAUUGACUCUUCGAAAUCCCUAGAUAAGGAAUUCAUUAUGUCAGUUUUUGACAGAUGUUUAAUUCCUUGUCUUUAUCAUGAAAAAGUAUGGAUAAUGUACAUUAACUGGUUGACAAAGGAAGAUGUACCUGACGAAGUAAUAGUGGACACUUAUCAAAGAGCCAGCACUUUUUUACCACUAGAUUUCAAAACUUUAAGAUAUGACUUUCUCAAGUUUUUGAAAAAAAAAUACAAAUCAAAUAAUAUCCUAUUCAAUAAGAUUUUUAAUGAAACAGUGUCGCGUUUUUUGAAGAUCUGGCCCAACGAUGUUUCACUUAUGACGGAGUAUAUAAGUAUGUGGAAAAGACAUUCUUUCAAAAAUUCCCUAGAUCAACCGCCUAAGGAAAUUUUAGAGAAACAAACUUCCUUCACUAAAAUUCUAGAGGCAUCAAUCACCAAUUAUAUGAAUAAUCAAAUUGACACCGAGGUAUAUUUACAGACUUUGAUAAACGAUAAAAACUUAAGUAUAGUAGUGGUGGAACUAAUAAAAACUACAUGGCUUGUACUCAAAAAUAAUAUGCAAACAAGGAAGUAUUUUAAUUUUUACCAAAAAAACUCUCUCAUUAAAGAUUCUGUGCCGUUUUGGUUAACUUACUACAAAUUUGAAAAGAGUAAUGUGAACUUCACCAAGCUGAAUAAAUUUAUUAGACAACUUGGCGUAGAAAUAUAUCUGCCAACUACAGUAAUGAAUGAUAUUUUAACAGACUACAGAACUUUCUAUUUGACGCAUUCAAAUAUCGUCAUGUAUGAAUCUUCCACGACAGAUUUGAAUGCUUUUGACCCUAUUUUAUAUCCUGAGAUGAAAAUUUCGAAUCCAAAAUAUGACCCAAUUGUGGAUAUCAAAGCAAAUUCAGAAAGGUAUAAAAGCACGGAAUGGAAAGAGGCUGGUCACAUCGGAAUAAUGGCGGAAAGACCGCAAAUAUCGAAUAGUAUAAUUGAGAGCAAUUCAGGAAAUUUGGUUCAAAGACCUUUAAAUUUGCCAAAUUUUAGGAACUUGGAGAAAAUUAAUCAGGUAAAGAUAAAUGAUUUAUACACUGGAGAAUUUCUCUCUAAAAGUAAAUGA